Messenger RNA from Asparagus officinalis (garden asparagus), 653 nucleotides. RefSeq lists its product as uncharacterized. Lineage: Eukaryota; Viridiplantae; Streptophyta; Magnoliopsida; Asparagales; Asparagaceae. The transcript is spliced from 3 exons. The coding region runs from base 26 to 292 and encodes 88 amino acids. The record is from RefSeq and is a predicted model, not a curated record.
UGGCAGCGGCAACCACGGCCGGUCGAUGAGGCCGUUUGAAUGGCCGAGGAUUUAUAUAUCUCUAUCGAGGAAGGAGAAGGAGGAUGAUUUUUUGGCGAUGAAGGGGACUAAGUUGCCACAGAGGCCUAAGAAGAGGGCUAAAAAUAUUGAUAAAAAUCUUCAGUAUGUAUUUCCAGGGAUGUGGCUUUCAGAUUUGACGAGAGGACGGUAUGAAGUGAGGGAGAAAAGAUGUGUGAAGAAGAAACGAAGGGGAUUAAAGGGCAUGGAGAGCAUGGAUAGUGAUUCUGAAUGAGUAUACAAAGUGUAUUUAUUAUGGUGAGAUGGAAAGGAAGGCUGAGGCUGAGGCGGAGAGUUAAAAAUUUGUAACCGUUUUAAAUCUAUAAAAGGAUCCCUCAGUUUCUUCUCUUCAAUUUCUCUGCUUAUCUUGUUUUUCUUUUAAUGGGUUACCAGGGUUUCAAUCUUUUUCCUUGAGUUAGAGUCGUUGGUUGGCUGCCCUCCGAAGUUUUUGAAGGGGAUGGAUGGAUUUCGAUGGCGGAGUUGAGCUAGAGCUUUAGGUUUUUUCUUGCUUGUACAUAACUUUCUUGUUUUAUCAUCAAAAUGAGGAAAAUAACAACUUUACAAAAAUAAUGAAUAUUUCAGCCUAUCGCUUUAUA